Molecule: messenger RNA, 1824 nt
Organism: Glycine soja
Lineage: Eukaryota; Viridiplantae; Streptophyta; Magnoliopsida; Fabales; Fabaceae
Product: tryptophan aminotransferase-related protein 4-like
Exons: 6
Coding region: 158-1540 (460 amino acids)
Biological process (GO): amino acid metabolic process
Molecular function (GO): carbon-sulfur lyase activity; transaminase activity
Source: RefSeq, a predicted model, not a curated record
CUUUUCUUCAAUUUAAUUAAGCAACUUACUUCCUUCCCAAACCUCCUUGAACUGAUGAGAAGGCUCAUUGCUCAGCUUGUCUUUAAAUCUCGAAGUGCAAUUGUCCAAGAAAUUGCUUGAAGAUUUCAUAAAGAAAAUCUACAUAGAAAAACUAGAAAUGGCCAAAAGAACAAGUGCAAUGAAUUUAGCAUUCAUUUUAAUAUUAUUGUGUGCCCCAAUUAGCAUGUUUAUAUGUAUGGGAGAAUGGGAGCCAACUUGGAGCACAAGAGCUGCAGAAGAAGCUGAGGCUGUGGCAGCCAUACCAUGUUCAGGACAUGGAAGAGCCUACUUAGAUGGUCUUAUUCUUAAAGGGCAUGAACAUGUACAUGUUUGUGAGUGCAAUUCAUGCAAUGGUGGAUCUGAUUGCUUCAAGUUUUUAUCAGAUUGUAUUGCCAACGCUUCAAGUGGGGACCCAUAUUUUUUGGAGCCAUUUUGGAUGCGACAUGCAGCAAGUAGCGCAAUUUUAGUAUCAGGGUGGCACAGAAUGAGCUAUUCUUAUAGUGAUGGAUCAUACAUUUCAGAAGUAUUGGUUAAGUACAUCCAAAAAGUUCAUAGCAUCGUUGGAAAUGCAAUCACUAAAGGAAGGUACUUCAUAUUUGGAAGUGGCUCAACGCAACUAUUCAAUGCUGCUGUUUAUGCCUUGUCUCUCAACUCUUCAGUGUCUCCAGCAAAAGUGGUAGCCACGACCCCAUAUUACCCACUCUAUAGAACACAAACCCAACUCUUUAAUUCUAGGGAUUUUAGUUAUGAAGGAGACACGUCCUUGUGGAAAAACAACACAGAUAGCAACUCUAGAUUUAUUGAGUUUGUGACUUCACCGAACAAUCCAGAUGGAAAGUUGACUAAGAGAGUUCUUGAAGGUCCUAAUGUAAAAACCAUUUAUGAUCGAGCCUAUUAUUGGCCACAUUUCACUGCUAUUCCUUCACCAGCUGAUGAAGAUCUUAUGCUGUUUACAAUUUCCAAGCUCACAGGCCAUGCUGGGAGUAGAUUUGGAUGGGCAAUAAUAAAGGACGAGGCAGUAUAUCAAAAGAUGUUGAUAUAUCUGCAAUUGAACACCAUUGGAGUUUCCCGUGACGUUCAGCUGAGAGCAUUAAAACUUUUGGACGUGAUUGUUGAAGGAGAUGGAAAAGAAAUAUUCCAAUUUGCAUAUUCAACCAUGAGAGAUCGUUGGAUAAGGUUGAAACAAGUCAUAUCUGAAUCAAAGCGGUUUUCUCUACAGAAACUGUCUCCCCAAUACUGUACCUUUUUCAAGAGGGUCAGAGAUCCUUCACCAGCUUACGCUUGGUUAAAGUGUGAGAGACAAGAAGAGAGUAAUUGCUAUGAAAUCCUUGAAGCUGCUGGCAUCAUUGGCCGUGAAGGAAGUGACUAUAGUGCAGAUAAUCGUUACCUGCGUCUCAGUCUCAUUAAGAGCCAAGAUGAUUUUGAAAUACUAAUAAAUAAGUUCAAAAGCCUUGUUGCUAAGGAAAUGGAAACCCAACCUACUAUAAUAAGGUCGGCCUAAUUCUAAGGUUUUUGAGUAGUUUGCAUUAGCUAUCUUAGUUAAAAUAGGAAUGCGAACCCAAAUAAAGUUCACAAUCAGUUUCAUAUGUUAUCAAAAUAACUAGCUAGUAUAUGUCUUGGGGGAAAUUUCGAUAAGAAUCAAAGAAGGUAUGCCAAAAGGCUUAAUGAACAAAGGCUGAUGGCAUAUUUUUUAGAAAAUGGUUGUGUAAUGUUAAAUACGAUCCUAGAUAAGUUUGUUAUUAUUAUUGAACAACAUUAAAUAAAGAGCAUGAGAUAUUUGAUUAA